UUCGGAGCGGUUUAUUUUGAACAAGGUCUAUUUUUCGCAGGCCGUUUACACCACAAAAGUAAUGGAUUCACAUACACUGGAGGAGCUCGGUGAUUAUUUUACCAGCAAAACUGCGAAUAUCCGAAAAUGUAUGGAGUUACACGGAUGUGGGAAUGAACCAAACUGUCAUAAACUAUUAAAGUCUCUUGACAUGGAGUUGAUUGCUGCUGAAGAUAUUUUAUCUGAAAUGAAAAAAUACAUCAGUGUUGAGAGACGAAAACUGACAGAUGCACAGGAACUAAUGAACAACUGUAAUGAUCUUCUGCAAAAUACACUUUAUAUGAGUAAACAUUUACCAGACCAUCUGCCUGGCACACAAAAGAAAAAUGCUGAUGCUGAUAACUUCAGAGGAAGUAAGCUUGUGGAACAAUCAAGUCAGAUAAGUCAAGUAACUCCAGAGGAAGUAACAUCAAAAAUGAAGAAAAAAAAACAAGUUAACAUACCCAAGAUGAAUUACAUAACUAUGGAGGAAUUUGAAUCUGUUCCAAAAUACAUGAAAGGUCGCCAUGGUUAUGACGGAAUAAAUAACAUUAUUGAUGCAAUAAAUCGUGUUCUAGAAACCAAAUAUAAGAUGAUGUCACAAUCUCGGAAGACAGCAAGUGAUAAAGUAGUGAGACAGUGUAGAGAAUGGAAGCAACAACAAAAUAAAGAUUCACAAGGGCUUUCUUUCUUUGUUGAUGACGACUAUAAAAAGAUGAGUGAUCUAAAAUUUGACAAAGCUACAUGUGGUGUAUUUACAAUACUACGACACUGUAACAGAAUGAAAGAAGUUCGGGGAGGGGGUAUCACAAGAUACUGUCUCAAUGAAUGGUAGAGUCAUGUGCAGGCUAUUUAUUACAGAUUAGUCUUGAGUUGGUACGGGUACAUUUAGAGUCAGCAGUCAGCUUGGUCAACUGUUCCAAUAUUGCACUUAAAUAGGGUUUUAUUUGUAAUAAUGUCAUCACCUUUAACAAAAUUGAGAACUAAUAAUUUGUGUUCCAUGCUACCUUUGGGAGCCAUUUUGACCAUGUAUGAUGACUUAUAUAUUUCAUGUUAUGAUUCCUCUCUAAUAUAUCGCCUGAAAGUUGAAAGUUUACACACAAGUACUAUACUCAUAAGUAAUAGCGUAGCUUGUAUUAAUUUGUGAC
Messenger RNA from Saccoglossus kowalevskii, 1166 nucleotides. Its product is annotated as SKA complex subunit 1-like. Lineage: Eukaryota; Metazoa; Hemichordata; Enteropneusta; Harrimaniidae. The record is from RefSeq and is a predicted model, not a curated record. Gene Ontology annotation, biological process: cell division; chromosome segregation; mitotic cell cycle. Gene Ontology annotation, molecular function: microtubule binding. Gene Ontology annotation, cellular component: mitotic spindle; spindle microtubule; outer kinetochore.